AUGGAUGAACGUGAAACGAGUAACACAACAUCACAGCUUAUAACUCACUUAGCACGCAGAGCUGUCACAUCAUCUGGUCAGAAUACUUAUGUUGGAGCCGGAGCUACACGAAGAUUUUCGAUGCUUCCAUCAGCAGGUCCACCUAUAUCAGUUUUCACGGUAGUUCCGAAUCGGUAUAUAUCGGUUAUUCGUAUAGGCACACAUCCUGCUGAUAAUUCGUCUGUACACCAAGCAAAACGAUCUUUAUCAAAUAAUUAUGCGUGCGAUCUUCAAUUAAUACGGAAAUUUCCUCGCAGUAUUGAUAAAUCGAAAGGCUUGAGACACUUCAGUACCAAAGUUUGUGAGAAAAUGAAAAUGAAGGAAAAAGGACAUACGAAUUGUAAUGAAGCACGCGUUAUUAUUUUUUCUUUUUAUUUAACUUCGAUUGGUUUGAACGCAUUUUUUAAGAGAUGCCUUCCUGCUGAUUUAUCUAUCUGCUUCUGUAACUAUUGUAAGAAAGUUCUCUCUAUAUUCUAA
Brugia malayi is the source of this 516-nucleotide messenger RNA. Its product is annotated as transcription factor dpl-1, putative. The transcript is spliced from 2 exons. The record is from RefSeq and is a predicted model, not a curated record. NCBI's taxonomy places the organism in Eukaryota, Metazoa, Nematoda, Chromadorea, Rhabditida, Onchocercidae. Bases 1 to 516 code for a protein of 171 amino acids.